AUGUCAAGUCAAGCAUAUUCAAGACGACGAAGCUAUCUUCGUGGCAGCGGGUCCGACGAGAGUUCAGAUACCGGCUCUGAAGAAUAUCAAGCAACCCCAGUAGAUACAUCUCAAAGUGCUUUCGAAAUUCCAGGAGCGCUUUCUAGAAGCAGAGCUCGAAACACAUGCUCAAUACCCGCGCUGUUGGUCAGCCUUGCAAGAUCCGGUAUUCCGGGACCCAGAGAUCUGAAGGUCUUGAAUCUUACUGAACGCGGUAUGCAAAUCGGAAAAGGUGCCCAAUUCACUGUUUUCAAAAGCCAUCCAAGAGCUGGAGGAUUGACUGGGCGAGGAUAUGCUGAUCUCGAAGGACUCGCCGUCAAGCGAGUGAACAUGAAAGUCUUCCGUGAAAAUGGUGUCGAUAUGACCGAAGGCGACAAUUACCAAUUGCAUCUCAGAAACCUAGAACUUGAGAUCGUUGCUCUCUGUCAUUCUGAGAUACGCAAUCAUCGCAACGUUGCUCGAUUGAUUGCUUGGGGUCGAGAUUAUAUAGACUCCCAAACCCCGGUUCCUGCACUUUUCGUUGAGCUAGCAGAGUGCUCGUUGGAUGAAUUUCUUCAGCGAGACUCAGCCUGGCAUAUCAAACAUCACCUAGCUCUAGAUGUUGCAUCUGGACUUGAGGUCUUGCAUAAGCAUCACAUAGUUCACGGAGAUAUGAAGCCUGAAAACGUUCUUGUUUUUAAGAUCAACGACCCGAAAGUCAGAUUUGUUGCUAAAUUAAGCGAUUUUGGUCUUUGUACUGAUUUGCUGGGCUCGGUCAAAAACAUUGACGUAUAUAGCUAUGCUGGAACGAAUCAGUGGAAUGCCCCUGAACUACAAAAAAGAGAUAUGUUCGAGAAAUUGACAGGGAUAAAGUUUGAGCCACCGCUCAUGUUCAAAUUUGAUGCCUAUAGCUUUGGGCUUGUGCUAUUAUCCAUAUUUUGUUGUGGGGGCAAAAUCCCAUUGUCAAGUUUCGGAGAACCAACUGCACGAAUAGAAGCAGCUGAGACUCUGAUACGUCAAGAAGAGCUUCCAUCGAGUCUGAAAAGUAGACUGUAUGACACAGUUCCGCAACUUUUAGAUAGCGCACCCUCAAAACGACCUAAAUUGUCACCUUUGCUUUUGAAGACACAGGAGCUAUCUUCGCACAUAGAUUGGAUCAAAGCACAAAAGACGACUCCUGGCGAGCAAUUUAAGCCCGGCCAAGCAGUACCAGAGCUCAACCAAGAUGCCUCAUUCUGGGCCCGACUGAACAUAAAUGUAGUAAAAGACAUCAUGGCGAGCACAUCCUUUUCACACGCAAAUAUGAAUCGCAUGACUCCCAAUCUGGAACCUGAGAUUUUGUUCGGCCCGGCGUUAAGAUUAAGUGCUCAGCCAGAGCCAGGAUACUUACAACAUACUCAUGGUCUUAUGGAGAUAGCCGCGUCUAGGCAAUAUGUACCUGCUCAGGCUAUUUAUGGGCAAUUUUUGAAAGCUCACGAUAGAUCCCUCCCUUCCCUAGCAGUGCUCAGAGGCUGGGAACAAAGAGCAUUGGAGACUGGAUCGUGCCUACCUUCAACUUAUCUUUCCAAGGAAGAAGCAGAGGUGGCUAGAGAACUGUUCCGGCGAAAUGGAGGACACUGUGGGAAAGAUUUUCUCUCGCUAGAGAAUAAAUUCGGCGCUGCCUAUGAUUUCUCCACGCUGAGAAAAUUCACACCUGCAAAAGACUUAGUUAUCAAAGUUGAUCUUGAAGGCAACACGAUCAUGCAUGUGUUAGCGGGGUUUGGAAAGGUACCAGAGCUGAGUCAAAUCCUGAAGACUUCGCGAGGAACCCUACUCAACGCAAGAAAUGAUAAUGGCGAGACUGUUCUCUAUAAAGCUUGCCAAGCAGGCCAGAUGACUUCCCUACGACUUUUUAGAGAUCUAGAGGUUGAUCUGGCAGAUUUUGCAACAACCAAAGAAGGGAUGAUAGCGCUGCAUUGGUUGUUUAUGUUCAAGGAUGCAGAUAUUGCUGAGGCUUGCCGUUAUCUCGCGGGAGAGAAUAGUAAGUACAUAAAUAAGCAGAUGGCACCAGAUAGUAACAGCUCUGGCAAAAACCAUUUUACAGUCCUUCAUUAUCCUUUCGAGCUUCCAUAUGGAACACCUCUACAUUGGGCCGCGGCCAGUCGAAACUUCGUUGCUAUGAGAGUUUUGUUAGAAAACGGAGCGGACAUAAAUGCCCUGUGCUCCAAUCAGCAUCCGCACUCGACACCACUUUCAUUGGCAGUACAUUUUGGUGAUGUCGAGGUAGCUUCCUUCCUACUUGCCCAAGGAGCGAAUCCGCAUGUCGUGGAUAUAAAGAACCGCACGCUGUUACAUCAAAUAUCUUAUAGGCUACCUGAGAUUCACGGCUCAAUUCCGAAACAAUGGCAUUACUGGAUUCGACAUGGAAGUUGGGAAGAGCACAAAUAUCAUAUGUCAAAAAUGGUUGACCUCCUCCUUCAUGCAGGUGUCAAACUAGACACUAUUGCACGAUGCCGACCCCCUCACACUGCCUUAACGACCGCUGCAUCUGCGGGAGUUUAUGAUAGUGGAGCAAUAACUGCGUUAUUACAAACAGGAGCAGAUGUGAGUGCCAUAAACCAUACAGGGGAAGACAAUGCUCUCAUCUCGUGGUGUGGAAUAACUCCAGAGAGACUUGAUUAUCCGGUAGCAUACACUGAAGUUAUGAAGAGAUUCGCUGAAGUAACUGAGGAUCUUGAUUACGCAACAUACUUGAGUCAGACCGCUCUUCACGUUGUCGCCGCGCUUGACACCUCGAUUGAACAAUUUGAAUCAAGCGUCUCGACUCUCUGUUCACAAAAUCCACCGCCCAAUAUCAAUCGUAAAGACUGUCAUGGCAAUUCCCCUCUACUGAUCAGUCUUAUGGGAGUGUUCGAUGUCAUGCGUAGAGCGUCUUUGUUGUUGGAUCACGGAGCAGAUAUUCAUGUUGUCAAUGAAAGUGGAGAGAAUUUCUUAGGAAUACUAACAAAAAAUGCAAGUGUGAUGGACGAAGGCUCGGCUGCAAGUAUCAGAGCUAUGCUUCUGCGAAUCGGUCAACCUCUCGAGCAUUCUUGGAAAACCUUAGAGGAUUCGAGUUCGACCGCUCUCUGGAACUCAUGUAUCUUCGCUCGACCCAAAACAUUAAAUAUGUUGUUGAAACUGGGCUUAAAAACCAGACUGAACGCCAUUCGCAGUCGUAACGAAAAACAAACAGCAUUGGAUAUGGCUCUUGACUAUGGAGAAGCAUCCCGCAUAGCGCACAUGUUGAAACUAUCCGACUAUCGAAAACCGGCAGAGUCGGAACCAUUGGACAAAGACCACCACCUGUUCGAUGAUAAACAAGGGGGUCCUGAGAGAGCUAAAGAAGCCUACUGGGCAUUUCCAACAGUAAUCAAAACCCUGCAAGAUCACGGCGCAAAAAGAGCUUGGGAAUUAGAUCCGCAAUACGACUGUGAGAAUAUCGACCAACCAGCAGACUAUGACAUGAACGACAUCUACAAUAAUGGAUUUAGUCCAUCUAACCAACCUCAUCGCGAGCAUUGGAAUGUCCUGUAUGAACUGGCUAGAUACAAGCCUAAUUACAACCAGAGCGCCCUGGAGCGCGCCAUAUCGUACUAUAAGGAAGACGUUUUCAGGCCCCAGAUUGAGGUAUUGGAGAAAUGGGCGGAGCUGAAGGAGGCUUUGCAGGAACUAGACGGAGAGGGUUGGAUAAAAUCAUCUUCCAAGGAUAAUUUGAUGGUGAAUGUGAGGUGGGUUGACGGGAUCUUGGAAGAGGUGGACCCUCCCGAAUAA
Molecule: messenger RNA, 3807 nt
Organism: Glarea lozoyensis ATCC 20868
Lineage: Eukaryota; Fungi; Ascomycota; Leotiomycetes; Helotiales; Helotiaceae
Product: Protein kinase-like (PK-like)
Exons: 4
Coding region: 1-3807 (1268 amino acids)
Biological process (GO): protein phosphorylation
Molecular function (GO): protein binding; protein kinase activity; ATP binding
Source: RefSeq, a predicted model, not a curated record